UUGUGAAACCUUUCAGUUGGCUGAGGCGGAAAUUGACCAUUUUCAAAUCUACACAAAUGGUCCAGUUGUGCUCAUGGCAUUUUAGUUGGCCAAUAACCAUUUUUAUGUCAUUGUAUUCUUGUUGUAAAUGGACUGAGUGACCAACAUACACACACAUGCAUACAUACACACAUACAUAGACAUGCAUAGGCACAUACACACACUAACCCACACACAUGCGCACAAACAAACAGAAAGGAAUGCAGUGUAAAUAACGGAGAGAGUCAACACUAUUGAAAAGGUUGCAAGACGCAACGAAAAUUUUAGGAAAAUAAAAAUAAGAAAUAAGUGGAAAUUUUACCGGUGAGUGUAUUAAAUUAUAUGGUACAAAAAGAAAAUGACUCUCCCCAGACACAACAAAAUAUAAAAAGUUCAUUUUCGAAUUGCAAGAAAACUAGAGCAUGGUGAGCAAAACCGAUUACAAAUUUGAAAGAAGCAAUAAAAACAUCGCAUGCAACUGAUAUCUAAAAAAAAUUGUCCAACGUAAUUAACAGGUAUUAUAAAUGAAGGGAAGUAACUCAAUAAAUAUAUUUAAAAAAAAAAAGGGAUAGAGGACCUAAUUUGAACUCGGAAUAUGAAUGCUCAAACAGUUCUGUUAAUUCCCUACCCUAUAAAACUAAAAAAACAAUAACAAUCUUGAGUUGCUGGAAUUUGUAAUUAAUGACUGAAUCUAAUUCCACUCUUGAAAUAAGGGAGACGACUUGGAAUUCUUGAAAACUAAUCUAACGCUGUACACCGUAGUAAUUCCGUCAGUGUGCGGCCUUGUACUUCUUAAAAUGUAUUUUUAGAGGUAAAACGGCAGCCUAUGCCAUUGGAGAUUACUGUCAGAAUAUCUGAAAACAAUAGAAACACAUAAACAGAUAUCACCUAAAUAAUAUGGAAUAAUGGACAACUACAAUAAAGAAUCCAAAACAUUACCGGAAAAAACCCCAGAUGUGAUUUAUAAGAAAUUAGCAACAGACACAAAAUAUGACGGAGUUAAAUUGAAUCAAAAUAAAUUUCAGAAAGAUAAUUCAGAACAAUCUGAUAAAAACCAACAGUCAAAAUCAGUGUCUUCUGAUGGAAAGAAAUAUAAAGCUAAAAAGUCUAAAAUAAAAUGGAAAAGUCUUGAACUUGAUUUUCAAAAUGAUCCUUGGACAAGAACUCAUGAAUGUUCCAAACACAGAAUAUGUUGUUUAAACUUGAAAUUAUUUCAAGACCUGAUUGAGAAGGAUGCAAACAGUAUUUGUCUAAAGUUAGGAUCCUGUGAAGAAUGCUUCAAAUACUUUCUCAAUAAACCAAUUGAUCUUCACACAACAACAUUGUUUUUGAAAGUCUUGAGGCAAAGUUUGAAAUCUUUCAUACUAAAGGAAAUGAACAACAAACAUCUAUCACUAAUGAUGUAUUCCACAUUCUUUGAUCAUAUCAAUGAUGUAAUUAUUGCCAUAAGAGACAUAAAUGACAAAGAAAAAGACUUCUUAACUGAAAUAUUAAAUAUAUUUAAACUUCUUGCUACAAACAGUCCACUAUGGGCAGAAAUUUUGUUAUCAUUAGAGGAGAAGAAAAUACUUGUUGAUGCAAUGAUAUUGAAAUGUCAGAAUCAUCCUGAAACACAUGCUCAAGUGGCAUCUUUUGAAGACUUUUGUAAGGCACCAGAAGGUGGAUGUUUAAAACCAUGUGAAGCACGUCUAGAUUGUGGACACACUUGUGCAUUAAUGUGUCAUCCUUAUGAUAAGGAACACAAAGGUCAUCAGUUUUGUGAAUUUACAGUAACUGAUGAAGGUAAUAAGAUCUGUAUGGUAAAUACUACAGCUAAGUACAUAGCACCAAUAAUAUAA
Molecule: messenger RNA, 1856 nt
Organism: Octopus bimaculoides (California two-spot octopus)
Lineage: Eukaryota; Metazoa; Mollusca; Cephalopoda; Octopoda; Octopodidae
Product: NFX1-type zinc finger-containing protein 1-like
Biological process (GO): regulatory ncRNA-mediated heterochromatin formation
Cellular component (GO): nuclear RNA-directed RNA polymerase complex
Molecular function (GO): helicase activity
Source: RefSeq, a predicted model, not a curated record